AUGGACUUCUCAGACGCCUUUCGAAUCGCCAACUUGGUGAUUGCCGUCUUUAUAAUACUGGGUGGUGUUGGACAGUUCUGGCCUGCGUUUCAUGUGCAGAGCAUCAUCGUGGCUGCGUACUUGUUCAUCUUUGGCAUUGCGACCGCACUCCUUGAGUUCCAGAUCCCACCGCAAAUCGCGCGCUAUGCCUCGUUCAUGUUCUCCUUCGUCGGCCGUGGAGCUUUGUACCUGUUCCUCGGCUGCAUAACCAUGGGUGACAACUGGUGGAAAUACGUUGCUGGAUCCAUUAUUGCAUUCUCUGGGCUCGUCUACAUCGGUCUCGAGUUUGUGCCCAGCAUUGAGCCACCGACGAACAUGAGGGAUGCCGAUGCUGGCUGGGGUGCCGAGCAGGUCUAA
Messenger RNA from Zasmidium cellare ATCC 36951, 396 nucleotides. RefSeq lists its product as uncharacterized. Gene Ontology annotation, biological process: vesicle-mediated transport. Lineage: Eukaryota; Fungi; Ascomycota; Dothideomycetes; Mycosphaerellales; Mycosphaerellaceae. Gene Ontology annotation, cellular component: Golgi membrane. The transcript is spliced from 7 exons. The record is from RefSeq and is a predicted model, not a curated record. Bases 1 to 396 code for a protein of 131 amino acids.